Messenger RNA from Uncinocarpus reesii 1704, 5604 nucleotides. RefSeq lists its product as uncharacterized. The record is from RefSeq and is a predicted model, not a curated record. Gene Ontology annotation, biological process: intracellular signal transduction; positive regulation of autophagy; negative regulation of TORC1 signaling. Gene Ontology annotation, molecular function: GTPase activator activity. The coding region runs from base 1 to 5604 and encodes 1867 amino acids. NCBI's taxonomy places the organism in Eukaryota, Fungi, Ascomycota, Eurotiomycetes, Onygenales, Onygenaceae. Gene Ontology annotation, cellular component: GATOR1 complex. The transcript is spliced from 3 exons.
AUGCAUAUUUGGGGUGGCUGUCACCUGACAUGGCUUCCGCUUUCGUCGCAACAUGAAAGCUGCCUCGAGGAGCACCUUGCUAGCGAAAUGCUUCAGACUGCGUCACUAAGGGGGCAGCAGCGGAAGCAGUUGCAUCCAGCUGCUGCUGAACCGACUUCUAUGCGGGCAACGGUAGCUAGCCUGCAGGACUCGAGAAUAGAUCAUACAAGGCCCGGCUCUUCUCACCACUCACCCAGAAGCCCCGCCAAACUGGCCUGCACGCUCUGGGUCCAUGAUGAGACCUUUUCCCGCGAGGAGGUCCUCUGCAACCUCCAGGCGUUACCUGAUUUUGGCCUAAAGGUCGGUUUUCUGGUAGAAGUCUCACCUGCACCGGAAGACCAUUCACAGGCCAGCAGCAGGUACUUUCACGAUGAGGCUGGCUACAUGGGCCCCCGGUGGGGUACAGGUAGCGCCUCGAAACCGGUCUACGGAGCUGAUGGCAGAGUUCGCCAGCAGAAGAUAUCUGGGAAGUUUCUAUUUAUCGUCAAACCGUUCCCGCCAGAGAUUAAGGCUCGGCAUCCGAAUCUGCAGAUAUCAGUUGCCAACCAUGUUGCGAAUGCCUUUGGCUUUAAGAACCGUACCCAAGUCCAUCUUACAGUCAAGAACGCCGCCCAAUGCGCAGCAUCCCACGUGGAAUUUGUCUUCCGCGACCAGUUCCUCCUUCGCUCAGAUAUGUGGAGGCUGACCUCUUCAGAGCUUGUCAACCGACCCAUGUAUAAAGGCCAGAAGAUUCUUUUCAUGGGCAGCAUCAAGGCGUCAGUAAAAUCGGUUUAUUGCGGUGGCAAAAAGGCCAUGUCCGCUUAUUUUUCUCCAAAAACUAUUCCUAUAUUCCGGAGUGAGUCGGCUCGCUUCGUUCUAUUCAUCCAAAUGUCCAAAGAAAUGUGGGACUUUGACUCUGAAGGCACCGGUGAUAUCAUGUUCAGCCGGGUAAUCAACAGUAUGCUGCCAGAAGUAUUCAAACGAUGGGCGAAUAUUGAUGCACACCACUUGGUAACUAUCGUGCUGUUCACAAGAGUCCAAUACGACUCGGCGACCCCUGCGCCCGGACCCGCGUCCCUGAGUGGCAGCUUUUUGAACCGUGGUCCGGAUGAAUCGACACCGCGGACCCAGGAUUUUUAUCGUGUUGUCGUCAACGACAUGCCCAGUGGGCAAUGGACUAAGAUAUUGGACUCCAUUAAAAAGGAAUUCCGUACCUUUUUACGAGAUGUUUCGAUACCCCCGCCCUAUUUUCCUGAAACAUCAAUAGCAGCAGAAGAUAUUCCAAGAUUCACCGAUGAGUGCCCUCCCAAAAUCUCUGGGCGUCCCACUUCAGCUCUACGAGGGAACAUCUUGGAGGCUAUCCAUGUUGCGUCUUCCUAUCUUGCAUUCGAACAUAUUGGUCGUGAUUUGGUGAGAACCGGGACGUCAAUCGUCAUUAUUACCCCGGGCACGGGUGUCUUUGAGGUCCCUUUUAACAUACUAUCCCUGACUUCGGAUGUGCUUACUAGCCGAGCUAUCGGCAUAGAUCUCAUUUGCCUCAGUCCUAUGCCGCUUCAUUCCGUACCGCUAUUCAAGUAUAAGCUCCCCCGUGACACCUCUCGCCGACCUGGUAGGCCUAUUUCAUCCCGCCUUGCACCUUAUGAACAUCGUCGGAUGUCAACGACUCUUUCUGCCCCGCGCAUGACACCUCUUGAUAGGCCAGGAAGCGCAUUGUCCGAUCAGGCAUUGAGAAGUAGUGAAGGCAGCAUUCAAGAAGAGGAAUGGGGAUACGGUAUUCCACAUUGGAUCGAUAUCUCCUUUUGGGACCCUCGACUGGACCGCGCUAGCCGAGCGGCGGCAAACAAAGGAUCUACAAUGGCCCCCGCAAUGGGUACCAUAACGAAACAUUCGCAGCCCUUCGUUCCCAAAGUGAGAAUGUAUGAAAUACAAAUGAUGGGUGUCAUGGAAAGCGAACAAUCCAAUGUAUCCAUUCCUCAUAUGUCUGCCUCGUCCGGCCCUGAAAAACGCCUCAGUAACCUUGCUCCCCUUGAAUCAUCUAUUGGCAACAGCCCGUCGCCGGAUUCGUCAUACAGAUCCCAGGCGGGCGAUGGUUUCAGACCUAAAUCGUUCAUGUACAACAUCAAAGAUUCAAAAAAGAGCAUGCUACCACCCGACGCUAAGCAGCGCACGGAGUUGCUAGAGUGGAUGGAUUCCUAUGAUCGAAACAUCUUCCACCUUCAUCCUAAGCAGAAACGUUCGCGGAGGCGAUCUAAAGCGAACCAAGCCCCUGAAGUCGAAACCAAUACCCAAUUUCAACAGGAACAGCUAAAGCGAAGAUCGGCUAUGGACUUGAAAGAACUCGAUGGCCGUCACGCAUCACCUUUUAACCAGCCUCAUCUGAGGUAUGGAAAGAUAGAAGAAGAAAGGCCAGUUACACCGAAUCCAACCGCUCCAAUAACUCCUAAACCAGCGAGGAAACCCAGCAUAAAACCGAAGCCAAAGUUAAUUGUUCCGCGGAUAUCUCGCUCUAUCAGUUUUGCUCUCCGUGGCCUUGGACCUGCUGCUCCAAGAGCGCAAGCGAGUACUGCAAUAAGGACUGAACAUGCUCAGGCUUUGCCAACCACAGGUGGAAAGACCCCUGAAGAACCUGCAUCCGAAGUGUCUACCACAAAUACUCCUAAUUCCCCUCUUAGUUCAGGCACGCUUACUCCAAGAGCGGAAUGGUCGAUCGCUGAUGUAACUAGCAACAACGAGACAAUGACACCGUCACGGCCGAUUUUGAUCAAACCAACCCGACGAAGUGGGGAAGGGAGCAAUGCAGAGCCGCCUGUUGAGGGAUCAUUCUCUCCCCAGGCAUCAGAAAAUCGACACGACGCAUUGCAGCAACACGACAAUCAAGGGGGCCAGCUUAUAAAGAGGACUGGAAGGAGAUUAGAUUUGCUUAGUGGUGGUGAUCCCACCUCACCACCAACUAUUCCCGCUACAGAUGCACUUUCUCCUUGGGUACGGUCCGUCAAUCCUUGGAAUCCACCGAAGCAUUGGCCGACACGUUCAAGUUGGUUUGGCCGUUGGCACCACAUAUAUCCCAGGAUGCCAAAGACGACUUCUGUCAGGUGGAAGAGUUUGAAAUCACCAGCAUCAUUACCCCUAACAACCGAAGAGCUCCCUACGGAAUUUGAAUUGACUUCGAAUUUUCUCCAGACCCCAUACAGGGUCUAUCGGAACGAGGAUUCUGAUUCCGGAGCACCUAAAACAAGAGAAAUGCUUCUGUGCGAUAUGAUAUCUUUGCGACUGUCGCAUGGGUUUCAGAUAGUAGUGGGGAAACGAGUUGAAGAGCACCCUCAAGGUUACUCCAAUAUCUUCGACACCAAAGCACUCUCGGAGGAUGGAACCACGGUUGUCAUGUCGAGGGGCAAUGUUAUUCACAGAAUCGUAAACGUUGGAGGCGAGAUUGAGGUUACAAAGUUUACUCGCAGGCCGCUCAAUGGAUUUCCCACCGAUGAAUUGAAUGAUGCGAUAAGCUAUAGUCCCGCCGUCAAGACCAUUCUGAGUGCUCAAUAUUGCAAAAGCACCCUACCUCUAAGCGUUCCCCCGGAAGAGUAUAAUUGGAACCUCGCCGAUGCAUACCUUGCUGGCCAUCGGGAUCAUAUAACCAGCUCUAUCAGGCAACUGCGGUUCUGGCGAACGAGAUUUGUUUUGAUACCAGUUCAGGUACCGCUAAAUGCAAGACGACAGAUAUCGUCAGCUCAUGAAGACAACGAAGAAGAAAUCCAUUUGCUUGGAAUUUACAAACUAACCCAAAUGUGGCAACGACACAGGUAUAUAGCACCUGAGGAGAAACGCUUUCAGUCUUCCACCCGCAAGAUUAUGGAUCAGAACCCACUCAAUAUAAUGUACCAGACGAGCGACCCUUCCGUCGUUGUUGCUGCCGAGCUUGACAGAUCAUUAUUAGAGGAUCCCGGGCUGGACAAUCGUCCUGCUCAAUUGCUCCCUGACUCGGAGUUGCUGCGGAGGUCCGAUAUCACCCUUUCAUUUUUGUCGCAGAGAAUACAAGGCGAAAAGGGGGUAAGAUUGAUGGAUAGAAGAUGGCAUUGGCGCCUACAUUACAACUGCUUUGUCGGCAUGGAGCUGACGACAUGGAUAAUGCAAAAUUUCCGCGACAUCGACAGUCGAGAGGAAGCCGUUGAAUUUGGAAACGAGCUGAUGAAGCAUGGGUUGUUCCAUCAUGUUCAACGGCGGCAUAACUUUAGGGAUGGCAAUUACUUUUACCAAAUUGCUGAUGAAUACAGAGUAGCGCGUCCAGAAUCGAGAGCCGGCGGCUGGUUUCAACCACGUAAAGUGGACAAAUCAACCCCAAAUACACCGAUGGGUGAAAGUAUAAAGGAUACCUUGUCAAGCGCCCGUGCGAGAUCAGAGAGGAGCGUUGAUGAAACCGGAAACAGACUUGAGGUCCCAGGUGCUAAAUCCGGCCGAGCCAGGCCAUCAGUUUCUCUCUCUAAAUCAAUGAAAUAUGAUGUCGAUCCUCGCAAGCGUUCAGAUCGACCGGAAAUCAUUGACCUCCACUAUGACAGGAUCCAUAACCCGGAAAACUGUUUCCAUAUUGAGCUGAGCUGGAUGAAUGCUACGCCUAAGCUUGUGGAAGAUGCCAUCAUGUCUUGGGUGGGAACAGCGGAAAAGUAUGGGUUGAAGUUGGUCGAGUUGCCGAUAUCUGAAGCCUCAUCGAUUGUUGAACGACAGAUAUUCCGGCGUCCCUAUCCUAUCAGGCUGAAGGUUGAGCCGCCAAUGACACCUGUGACCACGGUUCUCACUGCGACGUCCUUUAACUCCCAAGCCGUGCCCGACCAUCAGUUCUACCAGAAGGCGAUCUUGAAGAAGUUUGAUUUUGUGCUCGACUUCGAAGCUAAAAGUUCAUUCCCUGCGGAUGUGGACGUGAUCUAUAGCUGGGGCAAACCUGAUUAUCAAUUUCCCCAAUACGUGCAUCGUAGCGGGGCGGCUCUGGCACAGAUCACGGAUGAGGGCCACUUUCUCCUGCUUGCCAACCGAUUUUACAACAGCCACAAUCCCACGAGCCUCAAAGAAUCCAGCAGGUUUGAUCGUUCAUCCGAGUACUUCCCGCGCGCACGAGCGGGAACAUUUGACCCUUUGGACCGCCGCUCCCCUAUUCUAUCGCCCGUCGUUCGAGCCACUCCCGGAACCGAUGCCUUGGGCAUUUUCAGCGCGCCCGCCUCGGUCGCAGCGAACGAUGCGGCACAAACUUCAUACCACGUCACGGACCAGAUCAAGGACGAGAUGCGCUCAUUUUGCUCCAACACCGAAAAGCUGGAGGCAUUCUAUGCGGAGGUGGCUGCUUUGAAGAGCAAGCCAGCGGCUCCACCGUCGACGUCGUCUGUGAAGGUUAGCCCCACCAUGCCGGCGACACUGGACUCGUCGAUCCCGUCACUGGAGCUCCCGGCAAGCAUUGUUGCGAGGAACCUGCAUAUUCCGGCGCCGGUGGCUCUUGCGGCCAAGCAAGCGACGGCAGAACCGCCGCAGGUUUCUGGGUCGAUUGAUGCGGUAAUGAGGAAUGCGAGUCUUUCGAGUCCGCGCCAUAAUGCAUUCAAGUAUUGA